ACACGCCUAAAUAGAAGGAUAAGUGAGAAAAAAGGAAACGGAACAGGAAAAUUCCAGCAGAUGCGGAAGCCAAGUUCUCCAUUUUAUUUUUCUGGUGAUUGCUAAAAGUGAACAUGAUGAAUACGGUCGCAAUUUAUAACAAUGUGCCGACGCCGAUUUGCUCGCAAACACCGCUCUCGGUUGCAACUCCCGAUGGCGGCAUUCUUUACACCGGCUUCAAAUGCAUCAAUUACAUUGCGGCACCCGCCCAAAAUGAAAAUGAUGCUGCCGAUGAAGUAAAGACAAUGUCAACUCGCAUAACUGUUAGCGCCCUCGAUGUGAGUCCUUUAUGGGGUCGCAAGCAACACAGCGAAUCAUCCAAUGCAUCGAGCAAACAAUUCGCCAUCGUUGCCGAGGAUUUAAGUGUCCAAGUUUGGGAUUGCGAUCUAGGUGAAUCCAUCAUGGGACACAAGGCGCACCAGCAUCAACAUGAGGCGCGCGAUGUACGUAUGUAUCCGAUGAUUAAAGUGCUCAUGGGCUAUAUUUGCAAUGGCAACAUAUUGUCAAUGGACGCCAGUGAUUUGGUCAUAUACUGCGUUGCAUCCAACACCUAUUGUCGUCGUCCUACAUUUAUCUCGCCGCGCAACCACCAGUUGACUGUGCUACGCUGCUCUCCCUACAACGAGAAUCUCUUUGCACUAGGCACCAGUUCUGGUUUUGUGAUGGUCUGCGAUAUGCGUAACAUGAACAUCGUCUAUAAGUUCACAUGCCAGCAGUCGAGUAUCUGCGGCCUCGCCUGGCGUGAAAUGACCUUCCCCAGGGAGCAGCACACAUCCAGCGAUCAAUGGCGCAGCACAUCAGCAGCUCCAAUCGUCGAGAAAGCGUCCAACGAUUGCGACGAUUUCGUGGGACUUGAGAAGCCAACUGCCAAAGAAGCACUCGAGUUUGAAGAGGCCUGCAAAGGCAUGAAACCGAAUCCCAGCGCUAAACAGUCAAAGUCUAAAAAGCAAACCGGUAAAGCGCCGCUGUGUAAAUCAAAGGCUGCUGAAUCCGACGAUAUCUUUGACAUCUACAACACUGAUCAUCUGGAGUGCGAGUUCGGCGCACCAGCUCGUCCGUCAGCCAAGAAGUCCUCCCAGUAUUCUGAUGAUUUUGUUGGUCUCGAAAAACCAAUAGACAACACACAACUGGACUUCAUGGAGGCCUGUAGAAACAUGAAGGCCGAAAUAAAAGCACAUCGUGAGCAUGCAGCUGAUGAGCCACAAGUGGAGGUCACCCUAGCCGAUUGUCAAGAGUCUGGAGUGCGCGGUCCACGCAGCGAGAGCACCAUCUCGCAAAAGGGCGACAACACCGACACAGUAAUUAGUGAGUCCAGCGAAGGCAGCUUGGAAGUCAUACAGUUCAGUUCAUCCAGCGAUGAUGCUGUCAUCGUCGACGGUGAAGCUGCCAAGCCCAAGCGUGAAGUGCUGCAUCAUAUCUAUCAUCAAGCAGAAGUGCAUGAGACUCCCAAAUCGCUGGAGGUGUUGAAACCACAAACAAAGCCUCAGCCAAGCAACAAGUUUGUAAAGGAUGCGACCAUUGAUACGAUUAGCGUUGCCUCCGCCGAGUCUGCGCCACGUCCCGAUAUACUGUUGGUGUCCAUCAACGACAACGAUAUUAUUAUGAUUUGGAACACACUAACGGGCGGCCAUUGUGGCAAGACUUACAGCAAGGGCAACAAUGCCGCAAGCAAAGCGAAAGAAGUACAUUGGCUGAACGACAACAUAAUUGUGUCGCUGUGUCGCCAGCAGCUGGUCUAUUGGACACUUGACUUUGACCCCAAACAGCAACGCUAUAAACUGCACAAAGAUCACGUCAACAAGAGCUCGGUGCAGGACAUCGUCACAAUUGCGCCAAUUGCCAACAGCAACAGCAUUUGGAUGAGCAUGAGGAAUCGUCGUGUGGGCAUUUUAAAUCCCAAGACUGGACUACUCUCUGCUGUCUAUGGCACUUUGGCCUUUGGUGUGCGCGCUAUAUCUGAGUGUCCCGAUGACAUGAACAAGAUUGCCCUGGGCUGCUCGGACAAGCGUGUAGCGCUAUUUGAUUUGUCCAAAAUACGAUCACAGUACGCGCCCAUUGAAAGCGUGAAUGUAAACAGCAUUGUUUACUCGCUAGCUUGGAGUCCCGACUGCUUGCAGUUGGCCUUUGGCACCUACGAUGGUGUGGUGGGCAUCAUAGACGUGGACAGCAUGCGAGUGAAGACAACAUUUCGCAACGUGUACAAGAAGGAAGUGUAUUCACUGACGUGGCAGGAUAACUACAUCUAUUUCAUUGUGAAUCGUUUGCUGGGCGUCUACACUGCCAACCAGCCGAAGAAAGAUGCCAUUAUCUUUAAAAACAUCGAGCGUCCUAGUUAUCUGUGCGUGCGAGAUGCCUUCCUCUUCGUCGGAACAGAGGAUGGCUUCCUUCAGCUGUACGAGCGCAAGCCGGAUGUCGAGUUGGCCUACACUAGUGUGCGUCAGGCUGCGCUGCUAUCGCGCUACAUAACCGACAUUUCCUUCAAUCCGCUGCAGCGCAAUCAAUUUGUUGUCGUGGGUCACGACAAAUUCUUGCAUAUUAUGGAAUUCCAGCCAGAGCAACGCGGUUGGACAAAGCAGCUUACGUUGACUGCCAGUGAUCCGAAGGCCUCCAUAACUUCGGUCAAGUGGAGCAACAUGGAUCCGCAUUUGCUGCUCAGCUUUCACAUUGAGGGCAAGGUGUGCUUGUGGAAUCUCAAAGAGUUGUCUGAGCCGCCGCUCACUAUCAGCUAUCACUGCCCCAUGUGGUGCGGCAUGUUCUUGCCCGCCGACGAGAGUGUUAUCAUGAGCGGUGGCAAGGCUCUGUCCCUGGAGCUGAUCAGCAUCAAGGAUGCCUUGGCCAAGAAUGAGAAGAACAUUUGCUGCAAGAGCGACGCACUUCUGAAAGUCAAAUGGGCCAGCAAAUCGAUGACGCAGCCACAAGGUGCUUCGCUGAAUGCUUCGCAAAAGAAACGUUUGCGUCGUGAGAAACGGAAAGCUGAAAAUCAAUUGCAUCCAGCUCCUCAGGAGCAACCAACGAAAGAGCCUGAAAUGAAGUCCGAGAAAGUGCUGAGUGAUACUAUGCAAAUGCUUAGCUUGGACACAAAAAGCACGAGCACGCAGGCAACUCAGAUUGAACGGAGCACAGCCAAGGAGCUGGAGUCACAAGCAUAUCCCGAUAAUUUUAUGGCACAUAGCCGCACUUGUCUGUGUCUAACCCAGAAGGAGCUUAACAAGUUUGCACUGGAAAAGCUGGCCGUUGUGCUGACCGAAGAUGCUGCUAAGAUCGACAAGUCCGUGUUAAUGUCCAAGCUGUUCAGCACCAAGGUGAUGGCCAAGGACUUGAUUGCCACCGAAUUAAAUAAUCUAAAACAAUCCAACAACAAGGACAUUGCUCCGCUCUGUCUGGCCGUUUCCACUUUUAAAGUGCGCGACGAGUUGCAACAACAUAUCGAAAACAAAACGCUUAACGAGUGGCAUCUUUCAUUGGCGCCCGCCGUCUCAUAUGUUUUUUGGCAGAAGUGCUGCAAGGCUUAUGCUUCUCAAAUGGAGGAGAAGGGCUUCAUAGUGCAUGCUGCAACCUAUUUGGGAGCAGUUGAUAUGCAAACGGAAGCCAUCAACUUGCUGCUGAAGCACGAGUAUUUCAAGGAGGCGUUGGCCCAUGCUAGGAUUCAUUUGCCAGCCACAGAUCCCAUGAUUAAAACCAUUAUCAACAACUGGCUGGAACAGCUUGAGAAAACUGGCAACUUUGCAGCGGCUGCAUUGAUCUGCGUGCUGGACAAUGAGAUGCUUCGUGGCUUCUCGUAUCUGCGCAAGUUCCGCAACUGCACACCGGAAAUAGCCGAUCUAAUGGAACAGAUCAAGCGCAUUGGUCAGCUGGGUUCGCUGUUCGAAGAUAGCUGCAUGGACAGAGCAGAGAACGGAGCCGAGAAAGAACUCAAGGAGGAGGCCAACUAAAGAGCCUUCAAAACGAUCCCAUCCCUCUCCCAGUGGCCAAAGCUCAAUAGGCUGUUUAUAAUUAAGAUUUAGAUUUAAUUAUGUGAAACAACACAAAACAAAUGAGCUUCUUCAGGUUUUUUUUUUAGUUAUGUUAUGAGAGAUGUAUUAAUAGCGGCAGCUUACCCAAAAAACAUUGUUAACAACAGUGAAGCAAAGUAUCAUUUAAUGAUUUAAUGUGUCAUUUAAGUUGGAAACAACAUUUGACAAUGGAGUCGUCAGACAUUUUGUGUAAUUCAUUCGAAAAAAUAGUUAACAAUGGCACAAAGAUGCUAAAGCUAAGCAAAUUGAUUGAUACACAAGGGGACCGACCGUACACGAAUUAUGAUUUCGAAUCCAUUGUAAUACCGUUGCGACUUUCGAUCAAAGAGAAAAACAAAAACAAACAAACGUUACAAGAAUUUAUACGAGUUACAAUACAAAACUGUCCAAGGCACGAUUUAGUUAGUAAAAGAUGCGUAGAAAGCAAAAUAAAACACAUACCAACAACUCAUGAAAAGAAA
This is a messenger RNA of Drosophila sulfurigaster albostrigata, 4513 nucleotides long. Its product is annotated as protein rigor mortis. Lineage: Eukaryota; Metazoa; Arthropoda; Insecta; Diptera; Drosophilidae. The transcript is spliced from 9 exons. Bases 114 to 3971 code for a protein of 1285 amino acids. The record is from RefSeq and is a predicted model, not a curated record. Gene Ontology annotation, molecular function: protein binding.